Molecule: messenger RNA, 3483 nt
Organism: Anopheles marshallii
Lineage: Eukaryota; Metazoa; Arthropoda; Insecta; Diptera; Culicidae
Gene: Pi3K92E
Product: phosphatidylinositol 4,5-bisphosphate 3-kinase catalytic subunit beta isoform
Exons: 4
Coding region: 1-3483 (1160 amino acids)
Biological process (GO): phosphatidylinositol-3-phosphate biosynthetic process; phosphatidylinositol 3-kinase/protein kinase B signal transduction; cell migration
Cellular component (GO): cytoplasm; plasma membrane; phosphatidylinositol 3-kinase complex
Molecular function (GO): 1-phosphatidylinositol-4-phosphate 3-kinase activity; 1-phosphatidylinositol-3-kinase activity
Source: RefSeq, a predicted model, not a curated record
AUGAAGCAAGGGAGAAACGUGACGACCACCAUGAAGCGAACCGCACAACACUCCACCGUACCGGGGAACGAUUCCGGGUGGCAAGUUCCCCACCGGAUCUAUCUUCAACAGCAGCAACAACAGCAACAUAAGCAUCGACCGUUGUUUGACUAUGAGUUCUGGAAGAAUCCGGAUGAGUCGACUGAGCUGCACUUCCUGAUGCCGAACGGGGUGAUGAUCACGAUGUGUAUGCCGAUUCAUAUAACGCUAGAGGAGCUCAAAACGGAUGUCUGGGAGGAAGCAGAACGCUAUCCGCUGUACUGCCAUCUUGGUGACAAGAACAAGUAUUGCUUCAGUACGCUGGCGUCGGGUAGAACGAACUGUAACACCACUCACGAAAAUGAAGCGACGCGGCUGAUGGAUGUGCAGCCCGCCCUCGGCAUCAUGCGCUUCGUCGAAAAGAGCAACGUGUCGGAGAAUACCAAGCUGAUGGAGAACAUCAGCAUCCUGCUGGACAGCAAGCUGCCGGUGAAGACGCUCGUCAACCCGGAGGUGAACGAUUUCCGCGCGAAGAUGAGCAUGCUGAGCGAGGAGAUCGGUAGCAGGCGGUCGGUGAUGACGCGCAUGGAGCGGAUCGCCUACCAGUACCCGGCCAAGCUGGUGAGCGGUUUGCACGUACCGGAGCAGAUCAGCCGACGGCUCGCGAGCGGUGACUAUAACUUUUGCGUGGUGGCGAUCAGCACCGAUAUGCAGGUGACGGUGAAGGUACCGUGCCUGGCAACGCCGGACGAGGUGCUGAACCGGAUACUCGAGAAGAAGCGCAUCUCGAUGAAGGCCCGGAUGGACAACAGUUCCGACUUCAUACUGAAGGUGUGCGGCAGGGAGGAGUACAUAUAUGGGGCGCAUCCGAUGAUUAGCUUCCAGUACGUGCAGGACUGUCUGUCGCGUGACGAAACGCCCACGUUUGUGCCGCGGCUGGUACGUUCGGUGGAGGUGUUCAAGAACGACAUCUACGAUGCACGGGAUGACUUCACCCAGUGGUCGAGCACGACCUCCUCGACCAACACCACGUCGGCACUUGUAUCGACCGCCAGCGCGUCGGUGUCGACCAUAUCGCUGGUGUCGACGACAUCGAGUUCGGCCGGUAGUGGCAAGCAUAACAGCAGUAUUGCGGUUGGAAACAGUGGCUACAGCAAUGUUGGUAGCGGUGGUGCCAGCAGCAGCAUCUACGGCAGUCAGUCGCAGCAGUCGCACACGCUGCGGAAGGUGAAGUACGUCACCAGCUGGGAGGUUGAUUCCAAGCUGCAGUGUACGGUGCACGAGAUCCGUGGGCUAAACAUCGAGUCGGAAAAGGAGCUGGGCGUGCAGCUCGGUCUGUUUCACGGUGGCAAGUCACUGUGCAAAACGGUGCGGACGCGCAUGGCCACUGUGCACAGCGGCGUUGCCAGCUGGAACGAGACGAUCUUUCUCGACAUCAGUGUCAGCAAUGUGCCGCGCAUGGCACGCCUCUGUCUGGUGGUGUAUGAAAACAUGCGCACGGCGAAGGGUACGGGGAUACGGACGCGCCGCACGAAGGAUGGGCUGAUCAAUCCCAUCGCCUGGGUAAACACGAUGGUGUACGACUACAAGAACCAGCUCAAGUCGGACUCGGUCACGCUGUACACGUGGGAAUACGCAGAGGACGCCCAGUUCGAGGACAUUCUGCAUCCGCUCGGGACGGUCGAGCCGAACCCGAGCCGGGGUGACAAUAUGGUGGUGCCGGUGCUAUUAAGCUUCGGUCCGUACGGACCGGAGGGUCGCAUCAUCGUCUAUCCCGGCGAGGAGGAACUGCUAUCGCACGCGGCCAAAAUGAGCCACCGGAACGAGCACCUGAAUCGCGAAAGUGCGGAAGAUACUCGCUCGAUCAAGGCGAUCAUGGGUGCGUACAUGUACAACGACCGGUUGAACGAUAUCCACGAGCAGGAUCGUAAUGCGAUCUGGGCGAAGCGACGCGAAUGCAUGCUGCAGAUGCCGCAGGGUCUGCCCUGUCUGCUGUACUGCGUCGAGUGGAACAAUCGCGACGAGGUGUCGGAGAUUGUGUCGCUGCUGCAGGAGUGGCCGAAGCUGCUGGUCGAACGGGCCCUCGAGCUGCUCGACUAUGCGUACGCGGAUAAGUACGUACGACGGUACGCGGUCGACUGUUUGCGCACGAUCGAGGACGACGAGCUGUUGCUCUACCUGCUGCAGCUGGUACAGGCACUCAAGCACGAGUCGUACCUCAACUGUGACCUGGUGUACUUCCUGUUGCAGCGCGCCCUGCACAACCAACACAUCGGUCACUAUCUGUUCUGGCAUCUGCGUUCGGAACUGUCGGUGCCGUCGGUGCAGGUGCGGUUCGGGCUGAUACUGGAAGCGUACUUGCUCGGCAGCCCGGAACACGUGGGCGUACUGUUGAAGCAGAUGCAGUGCCUCCGCUACCUGAAGAUCUGCUCGGACAACGUGAAGAAGGGCAGCAAGGAGAAGGGGCGCGCACUGCUGAUGGAACAGCUGGCGAAGGAGGGCCACCUGACGAGUGAUCUGAUCAGUCCGCUUAAUCCCAGCUUCCGGUGCAAGAGCGUCCGCACGGAGCGCUGCAAGGUGAUGGACUCGAAGAUGCGCCCGCUGUGGGUGGUGUAUGAGAACGCCGACCCGAACGGGGAUGAUAUACAUAUGAUAUUCAAGAACGGUGACGAUCUGCGCCAGGACAUGCUGACGUUGCAGAUGUUGCGCAUCAUGGAUCGGAUCUGGAAGGGUCACGGGUUCGACUUCCGGCUGAACCCGUACAGCUGCAUCAGCACCGACCAUAAGCUCGGGUUGAUCGAGGUCGUGCUGAGUGCGGAAACGAUCGCAAAUAUCCAGAAGGAGCGGGGCAUGUUUUCGGCAACGUCACCAUUUAAGAAGGGUUCGCUGCUGGCAUGGUUGCGCGAGCACAACAACACGGACGAGCUGCUGGCGAAGGCGAUCCAGGAGUUUACGCUCAGCUGUGCCGGUUACUGUGUGGCGACGUACGUGCUGGGUGUUGCUGAUAGGCACUCGGACAACAUUAUGGUGAAGAAGACGGGUCAACUGUUCCACAUCGAUUUCGGGCACAUCCUUGGACACUUCAAGGAAAAGUUUGGAUUCCGACGGGAGCGCGUACCGUUUGUGCUGACGCACGACUUCGUGUACGUGAUCAACAACGGGCGGACGGAUCGGGAAGCACAGGAGUUUUGUCAUUUCCAGAAGCUCUGCGAAGAUGCGUUUCUUAUUCUGCGCCAACAUGGCUGUCUUAUACUGUCGCUGUUCUCGAUGAUGAUUUCAACCGGGCUGCCGGAGCUGUCAUCGGAGAAGGAUCUCAACUACCUGCGGGAAACGCUGGUUUUGGACAAAACGGAGGACGAAGCGCGUUCACAUUUCAAGCACAAGUUCAGCGAGGCGCUAGCCAACUCGUGGAAAACGUCGCUCAACUGGGCGUCGCACAACUUCUCCAAGAACAAUCGCCAGUGA